Messenger RNA from Phragmites australis (common reed), 1806 nucleotides. RefSeq names its product AAA-ATPase At5g57480-like. Gene Ontology annotation, molecular function: ATP hydrolysis activity; ATP binding. Bases 121 to 1674 code for a protein of 517 amino acids. NCBI's taxonomy places the organism in Eukaryota, Viridiplantae, Streptophyta, Magnoliopsida, Poales, Poaceae. The record is from RefSeq and is a predicted model, not a curated record. The transcript has a single exon.
CUAGUUCGAGCUACUCGCUGCUGGAGUGCUCGUACGUCAAGUGCCAUCCCAAAAACCAAGUAGGGCAAGAGCAAGAGCAAGACUCCAAGAAGCUGAGCUCAAAGCUCCAUUCCCUCAUCAAUGGAGUUCCUGUCGCAGAUGUGGUCGCUCUUGGGCCUCCUCACCAUCCUGCAGAACGUCCUCCCUUCGCAGCUCCUCUCCCUGCUCCACUCGCUGUGGCAGUCGCUCCAGGACUCGCUUACGCCCUACUCCUACUUCGACGUGCCGGAGUUCAUCGGCUCCGCCGCCGUCGAGACCAACGCGCUCUACCGCCACGUCCAGCUCUACCUCCACUGCUCCCUCCUCCUCUCCUCCCCUCCGCCUCCCCGCCUCACGCUGUCGCUGCCGCGCUCCGCCGCAGCCGUCUCCGGCGGGCACGGCGCCGCGUCGGCCGCUCCCGCGCCGCUGUCUGUGUCGCUCUCCCCGAACCACUCGGUCGCCGACACCUUCAACGGCCACCGCGCCGUGUGGACGCACCACGCCGACACGCUCCAGGACUCGCUGGAGGAGCGCCGGUCCUUCUCCCUGCGCCUCCCGAAGCGGCACGCUGCGGCGGUGCUUCCGGCGUACCUCGCGCACCUCGCUGCCGCGGCGGACCACCUGGAGCGCUCGUCACGGGCGCGGAGGCUGCACACGAACGCGGCGUCGCCCCGGGGGGCCGCGGCGUGGGCGUCGGUGCCGUUCUGCCACCCGGCCACCUUCGACACGCUCGCGCUCGACCCGGGCCUCAAGGAGCGCCUCCUCACCGAUCUCACGGCGUUCGCAGAUGGGAGGGAGUUCUACCGCCGGACGGGGAGACCGUGGAAGCGCGGGUACCUCCUGCACGGCCCGCCUGGUUCCGGCAAGUCUUCGCUCAUCGCCGCCAUGGCGAACCACCUCCGGUACGACGUGUUCGACCUGGAGCUCACCCGCGUCGCCAGCAACGCCGACCUCCGCGCGCUCCUUAUCCAGACCACCAACCGUUCCCUCAUUGUCAUCGAGGACAUCGACUGCUCCCUCCACCUCACCGGCGACCGCGGCCUAGCCUCCGAGAGGCUGCACAAAAGACGCAAGCUCCACGCCACCGUCUACGACGACUCAUCUGACUCAGACGAUGACGCUGGCAGCAACAACCAUCGGGGGAAGGUGACGCUGUCCGGCCUGCUCAACUUCACCGACGGCCUGUGGUCGAGCUGCGGUGAGGAACGCAUCAUCGUGUUCACGACAAAUCACGUGAACGGCAUCGACCCUGCCCUGCUUCGCCCGGGGAGGAUGGACGUGCACGUCCGCCUUGACGCGUGCGGCUCGCACGCCAUGCGGGAGCUGGUGGAGCGGUACGUCGGCGUCAGCGACCACGAAAUGCUCGGCGCCGCGGAGGACUGCAUAAGGGGCGGCGCGGAGAUGACGCCGGCAGAGAUAGGAGAAGUGCUGCUGAGGAACAGAGACGAGCCGGAGGCAGCGGUAACGGAACUCGCCGCCGAGCUCAAGGCGAGGAGACGCGCGGCUGACGAUCUCCACCAGUGGGAGGACUCGGUGGCUGAGCUCUCCGAUGGCUCACCGACGAAGAAAGGGAGGAAGGGGUUGGGGUGGGAAGGCAAGGUCAGGAUCUUCGGAAGGCUGAGGAGCCUCACCAAGUCGGAGUCCGGCAGGCGAUGAUUGUAGUUUGACCGUGUUUGACAUAGUGUUUUAGGUCAGCUCUUGGUCGGUAAUUUGAAGUUCCUGUUUAGUUUUAAUAUAUAUCUUGUAAGCUCUGUAAUUUGAAGUCUUUUGGUUUCCACCUAUUUUCAA